Messenger RNA from Nymphalis io (European peacock), 1467 nucleotides. RefSeq lists its product as uncharacterized. Bases 1 to 1467 code for a protein of 488 amino acids. Gene Ontology annotation, cellular component: nucleus. NCBI's taxonomy places the organism in Eukaryota, Metazoa, Arthropoda, Insecta, Lepidoptera, Nymphalidae. The record is from RefSeq and is a predicted model, not a curated record. Gene Ontology annotation, biological process: regulation of DNA-templated transcription. The transcript has a single exon.
AUGACAAUGGACAUUCAAAAUAGCUAUCAAAAUUAUAAAGAACAAUCUCCGGAAUCUAAGGAGACCAAUUUAAAUAUAGAAAGUGCUAAAACUUCUCAACAUACUAAACCUGACAUGCAGUCCACUGUGAUCAAUCAAGGCAAGGCUUCGAAAAGAUCAUUUGAUGUGGCUUUCUUGAUGAUGCCAGAUGAAAAAAUUCGCCAAAUUCAACCCGAAAGACAGUUGAGAGUUUCAAAACAGCUGUUCAAUACAGAAGAAUGGGAGCAGCCGACUAAAAGAGUUUCAGAUGUUUAUAAGCAAAGCGAAUACUCUAACGAUAAUACCCUCGAUUCCAAAGAUCCAGAUGAAGACAGAGUUCGUGUUAACAAUAACAUGUCCCCAAGUUUUGGUUCUGAUAUAAAUAUUGAUGUCGGUACUGACGAGUAUCCGAGUAAGGUUAUGUACUGUAGCGAUUCCGAUACUUCCGAGAGAUCGCGAAGUCGCCCUAACUCAAACGAGAGUGCUACUAGACAGCCAAAGUUUUUACACGAGUAUAAGAAUAAAAUUUUUGAUGAUCCCACUCUUAUAAGUAUACAAACAAGAGCAAGAUUUGAGAAUCGCUUCGGAGAAAAGCAACACGAUAUAUCACCUAGAAGUGCUUUCACCAAAGUGUCUAAUUUUUCAGUCCGAUCGCCGAAUCCAUCAGUUAGUCCAGAUAACUUAUUAUAUCAGAACUCCGUAAGUCCUCCGUUAUCUGCCUCUAGUCCUUCAACAAACUCUUACAAUAAGGGUUUCAACAAUCUGCUGACACCCGCGCAUUUGCUGAAUGGUCACAAUUUCUUCAAGUCUCAAAACGUACCUUCAACGUCACCGAAUUAUCCAGAAGCAAGUCCAAUGCAGCGAACAAGUGCAUCGUUCAAAGCGAUCGAGUACCAAGGUAAACACGAUGCGAAAUCAACGCAAAUGUCAUCAAAUAAAAUGAAUUUUAUUCCAUUUCGACCUGAAUUACCGUAUUUACAAGCUGGACCGUCAUAUCCAUUCGGUGUUCAGAACUUUCAGCAGCCAAAUUCUGACUUUUUGAAAUUUCAAGGACCUCCGCGUGAACCGGUAAACCCUUUAAUUGCAAAUCCUGCGGCUGCAAUUCUAAGUACACUUCUACCAUCAACCAUAGCGGCGUUUUCCUUACCAGCACAAAACGUAUGCGCCAAAUGCAGUAUAAGCUUCAGAAUGACAUCAGAUUUAGUUUAUCACAUGAGAACCCACCAUAAGAGCGAGUCAACUGCAGAUCCAAAUAGGAGAAAAAGGGAAGAAAAAUUAAAAUGUCCUGUAUGUAACGAAAGUUUUAGAGAGAGACAUCAUCUUACGAGACACAUGACGGCGCAUCAAGAUAAGGAGGGCGAUUUGGAUGACAUAUCGGCUUCACAAAGCUUUAACAAAAAAAGCAAACAAUUUUACUCCCAUAACGGAGGAUCUAUCCUCCAUAAAUAA